Molecule: messenger RNA, 1309 nt
Organism: Carica papaya (papaya)
Lineage: Eukaryota; Viridiplantae; Streptophyta; Magnoliopsida; Brassicales; Caricaceae
Product: basic helix-loop-helix (bHLH) DNA-binding superfamily protein
Biological process (GO): regulation of DNA-templated transcription
Cellular component (GO): nucleus
Molecular function (GO): protein dimerization activity; sequence-specific DNA binding; DNA-binding transcription factor activity
Source: RefSeq, a predicted model, not a curated record
AACCCCUCUUGAACGAGAAAAAAUUAAUAAUGAAAUAAAACUUGUCUUCUUCACCAUUUUCAUUUCAACAGAAUCAUCGUUUCGGUGUUCUGGAUUUUGUCUGGUUCUCUCUGUUUCUGGUUUUAAUUUUUCUCUUUUCUGGAAAUUUUAGCUCGAGAAUGGAGAACAUCGAUGAGGAGUAUACAAACUGGUGGGAGACCAAGAGGUUUUAUCAGAAUGAAGAAUUUGAAUAUGACAGCGCGUGGGGUAUGGACGUGCCGCUUUCCAUGUACUACGAUUCGAGUUCGCCGGACGGAGGAGCAUCGACGGCUGCGUCGAAAAAUAUAGUCUCAGAGCGCAACCGGAGAAACAAGCUCAGGGACAGACUCUUCGCUCUGCGAUCCGUUGUCCCCAAUAUCAGCAAGAUGGAUAAGGCGUCGAUUAUUAAAGACGCCAUUGAUUACAUCCAAGAGUUGCACGAACAAGAGAGGAGAAUCCAAACAGAGAUAAUGGAGCUUGAAACUGGAAAAUUGAAGAGGAACAAUAAUCCUGGUUUCGAUUACGAGCAAGAUCUGCCUGUAUUAUUGAGACCUAAAAAAAUCAAGCAUCAAUUCUAUGACUGUGGCGGGUCAAAAGCUUCUCCUAUCGAAAACCUAGAGCUGAAAGUGAUGUUCAUGGCGGAGAAGACGGCAGUAGUGAGCUUGACAUGUAGCAGAAAAACAGAUACGAUGGUGAAAUUAUGCGAGGCCUUUGAAUCAUUGAAGCUGAAGAUCAUCACCGCUAAUAUAGUGGCUUUCUCCGGCCUGCUAUCCAAGACUGUCUUCAUCGAGGCAGAAGAAGAAGAGAGAGAGCACCUGAGGAUAAAAAUAGAAACUGCCAUUGCGGCUCUCAACGAUCCACAAAGUCCCAUGAGCACUCAGUAAUUAACACUACAGAAGCCGAGGAAAAAAUAAAGGAAGAAAAAGAAGAAACAAAUUUCAAUUUCACCUUUCAAUGAUCUAGUGCAGUUGUUGUCACCACAAAUCUGGUAUUUCCUUAACUAAAUCUUUGAAGCUGAGCUUGAAGAACAAGACCCAUCCUACAAAAAUAAAGUCCAAUCUUCAGUAAGUUUCCCCCUUGGUUUUAUUAGCCUCUCUUUGUUUGUCUGCUGCUGCUGCUGCUUUACUCUUUUUAUUGUUUUGAUCUCUAUGAAGAGUCUGCUUUGUUUUCUGGGAAAAUGUUCACAUAGGGAAUGUGUAACAUCUCUCAGUUUUUUCUCAUGUACCACAAUUUGCUCUUCAAAGCCUGUUCCUCAUUAUAAUAAAGGCAAUUCUAUGAUUUGCUUGCCAAA